AUGAACAAUGUCUGGAACGCGAUAGUACACAGCGGGCCAUGCGCCGCACGACAAACCCGAUCGAAACCCCUUCUGCAUCUCUUCAAUGGCUAUGAAAAAUCGCAAACCGCUCGAGCGACCCGAUCCCAGCUUUCCGGUGCGGUUCAGAAUGCUAGGAGGUCGUUCUCCUCAGCCCAAAACCUCUACGCAAGUCGAGGAAAAAGCUUGAAUGCGAAACGUUCUGCCAAAGCUCCCUCGCCUUCGGAAUUCAAGUCUAGACUUCCUGCCUCGAGACUCGAGCCAAGCCAAACGGUUGCUUCUCACACCGAGGGUGUGGUCGCAGAGGAAGAGCAACUCACAUGGCGGGACUAUGACCCUCUGGGUGGGAUGCCGCUUCCCAAUGGGGAGAGGACGCAGCCAGAGAUUAAUGCCAUAUUCAACAGCGAAGAGAUCGACGUCGACACUGGCAAUUAUGUCCUAUGUGUCUUGCAUUGGAGACGUGAGUCCGGGGCGUUGAUCGACGUUGGAGUGGAGUUCCCGGAGGCUAGCGGAGUGAGCAAAGAGAUGGCCUUGAAGGGACUUCAGUACGUGCGAAGUGUCGAUCCGAAUGUGGAUGAGGCGACCAAUGGAGAAGUGUGGGUUCAAGAGGAGAGUGAAAGGUUGCAGCAGGAGAUUCAGGACCGAGCCGUGAAACUCGGGUUCUAUAAAGCGAUCCCGGAAGAGGAGGAGCAGCAAGUAGACGAUAAAGAAGCUCGGCAACAGCAAGCGGCCGAUGAAGAGCAAGACCGCACGAGCAAAAGUGUUCUGCAGUCUGUACGGGAGCAGAAUGAAGCUCGGCAUGAGGCGCACGAGCUCGCACGGAAAGCAGCAGAAGAGAAAGCCAAAAUCGCGGCCGUGCACAGCACUCGUGGCCCACUCGAACUCGCUGCGGGGGUCCAGCCCAGUGCUCAGGUCACUGACAUGAAAGUUGUGAGAUCACCCUUCGGAGGCAAGAUCACGAUACGCCCUCCGGCGCCUAAAGCAUGGCUAUCACAGCCCGUGGAGCGCAAGCCCUGGGUCAAGUACUACGAAGAACAAGCUCAGAUCAUCAAGGAGCACACAAUCCCGAACAUCAGCUCACUGCAAAGAUUUGGACCUCCGUUUGUAGUUCUUCUGCUGGUCCUGGGGGGCUGCUAUUACCUGAGCGAAAACUACACACCACCGCCUCGAUCUGCUCGGAUCUGGCCGGACACACCCCCAGCUGUGGCCACCAUAGGCGCCCUUACCAGUGUACUGCUCUGGACAUUCAUCAUGGGACGCAUACCGCCACUCUGGAGAACAUACAGCAAAUACAUGACCUUGGUGCCCGCCUAUCCGUAUGCAGUGAGCCUGGUAGGCGCCUUGUUUCGUCACGACACAGUCGCCCAUCUGGCGAGCAAUCUCGUCUGCCUCUGGGUCUUCGGUCUGCUCCUCCACGAAGACGUAGGCCGUGGCACUUUCCUGGCCAUCUACCUCGCAUCGGGAGUAUUCGGCGCUUACUCCUCCCUGAUCUACAACGUCUUCCGCAAGGAAUUCUCGGCCUACAUCCUAGGCAGCUCAGGGUGCGUCUUGGGCGUCUUUGCGGCUGCUUGCGCAUUGCGCCCAAAUGGCACGAUCCGCGUAGCUGGAUACGAUAUCCCGAUCGCGGCAUGGGUCUUCCUCGCCCUCUUUGGUGCUGCUGAGGCGAUUGCGGCGAUUCGGGGCAUGAAGACGAGGAUUGAUCAUGCGGGUCAUGUUGGGGGGAUUUUGAUGGGUGUGGCGAGUGCUUUGUAUCUGAGGCAGAAGUCGCAGCAACAACAGAUGGUGGGGACUAGUAGCCUUGCGCAGACGGUUGAGAAGGUCAAGGGGGAUGUUAAAGAUGCUGUGGGCGCGAGCUAA
Molecule: messenger RNA, 1875 nt
Organism: Zasmidium cellare ATCC 36951
Lineage: Eukaryota; Fungi; Ascomycota; Dothideomycetes; Mycosphaerellales; Mycosphaerellaceae
Exons: 1
Coding region: 1-1875 (624 amino acids)
Cellular component (GO): membrane
Molecular function (GO): serine-type endopeptidase activity
Source: RefSeq, a predicted model, not a curated record